Molecule: messenger RNA, 1217 nt
Organism: Aricia agestis (brown argus)
Lineage: Eukaryota; Metazoa; Arthropoda; Insecta; Lepidoptera; Lycaenidae
Exons: 1
Coding region: 58-999 (313 amino acids)
Source: RefSeq, a predicted model, not a curated record
UUUGGCAUUAAAAUUCGCUAUGAAAUUCACAUUAAAAAUAAAAAUAAAUUGUAAAUAAUGAACGCACCAGAUACUAAUUUUAAAAAUGACAUCAACACGAUCAUUUUGAAUCUCAUGAAGUUGCUGCCGAAGAAGAAGGAUGCGAAAUUGUAUAAAGACGACAAGUUCGUGCGGCAUAUGAGCGGUAUACACAGCGAGGCGAAGAGCGUCUUUCCCUUAUGCUUCAGCGGGCUCAGGUUGGGGGCUCAGAGCGAGUUCGGAACCGUUAAACUCGUCCAGAACUACAGAUUCGGAAGCGACAGGCAGUUCGAGUCUAUCACCAGGUUAUUACAGAAGGAGGUGGCUCCCAAACGCGUCGACGAUGGCUUAGUCUUAGACCUGACGCGAUCAGCAGUUGCGACAUACACCAAGAAAGUGAACAACGGCCACGUCCGCUUCAUAUCUACGCUCAGCGACCUCACAGCAUCAGAGAACGAGAUGGUAGUGGAGCGGAGAAACGAGUCCUACAUGUCUCUCACUUCGUUUUCCAUAAAGAACGGUAAUUUUGCCAACCUAAGGAUCCUGACGCAAUACAUGUAUAGACUUUUACCAGUUCUUUGCGUAGGCGGAGAGUUCGCUUUCAGUCCUUUCGGCGAGAACUCCCCGAAGAUAUCCUUCGGCUACAGGUACGAUCUGCCGUCCAUGGCCAUAUCUGGCACCAUCAGCCAACUGGGCCUCCAGAUUUGCUUCUUCAACGAGUUGUCCAAGGAAUUGCGAGUGGCGACAGUAGCCACGCAGACGCUUCGAGGCACAGUUUUGAGUCUGGCACUGCAUAAGGUCAGAGCUGACUCUGAUCUUAAAGUUUUCGUUGACUCCAGGUGUUGCGUUGGAGCUACUUUCGAGAAGAAUUUGCUCUUUGAAGAAGCGACUGCCACUCGUCUGAUUAAAAUGAGAGCUAGCUCGCUCGUGGACAAGCGGGGAAGGAUACAUUUUGGUCUAGGAUUCGAUUUGGAUUUUUGAUGUUUUUAAAAAUUCAGUGGUGAACUACAGUUAAUGAUUAUUAUAUGAAAUAAAAUCCUAUUGCAAUCACCUAUUUACAAAUUGUCUAUGAAUAUCCUAUACAUUCAAAUUGUGCUUUGUACGAAAAAGAGCCAAAAAUAACCUUAUAACUUUGCAAUAGGUUUGAAAAUGAUCGUUCGAAUAUUAUGUCGGUUAUAAUACUAUUUAAAAUGGGUGUG